CACUUCCGCCCUCCCUCGGCGGAAGCGGCGCUCCCGCAGGGGGCGUGGCCUCUUUCUGAGGCGGGCGGCGGCCAUGGCGGAGCCGCGGGUGCUGGUGAUCGACGGGCGCGGGCACCUCCUGGGCCGGCUGGCGGCGAUCGUGGCCAAGCAGGUGCUGCUGGGCCGCCGCGUGGUCGUGGUUCGCUGCGAGGGCAUCAACAUCUCCGGGAACUUCUACCGGAACAAGCUGAAGUUCCUGGCCUUCCUGAGGAAGAGGAUGAACACGAACCCGUCCCGGGGCCCCUUCCACUUCCGAGCGCCCAGCCGCAUCUUCUGGCGCACGGUGCGAGGCAUGCUGCCCCACAAGACCAAGCGGGGCCAGGCGGCGCUGGAGCGGCUCAAGGUGUUCGAUGGGAUCCCCCCUCCCUACGACAAGCGAGACGCAUGGAUGGUGCGCGCGCUGAAAAUCAUCCGCCCCAAACCCACCCGAAAGUUUGCCGUGCUGGGCCGCCUGGGCGACGAGGUGGGCUGGAAGUACCGGGACGUGACCGGAGCCUGGAGGGAGAAGAGGAAGGAGAAGGCCAAGAUCCGGUACAACAAGAAAAGGAAGAUGAUGGUGAGGAAAACGGGGGAAAUCACCCCCAAAAUUGGGGAAAAACCCCAGGAUUUGGGUGUGUGGGACUUGAAAAACUCACAGAGGAGGAAGAACAGGGUGGGAAAGCCCGAAAACCAGGGAAAAGCCCCAAACUGGGGACCUGUCAGUGCCUGA
This is a messenger RNA of Camarhynchus parvulus, 748 nucleotides long. Its product is annotated as 60S ribosomal protein L13a-like. Gene Ontology annotation, cellular component: ribosome; cytosolic large ribosomal subunit. NCBI's taxonomy places the organism in Eukaryota, Metazoa, Chordata, Aves, Passeriformes, Thraupidae. Gene Ontology annotation, molecular function: structural constituent of ribosome; mRNA binding. The record is from RefSeq and is a predicted model, not a curated record. Gene Ontology annotation, biological process: translation; negative regulation of translation.